UAAGUCCUCACAGCACCCUGCCUCACCACUCACACCUUCACAGCGACGUCAUGAAAACUCUGGUCAUGUUGGCAGUGAUGAUGGCGGUCUCCGCCCAUCAGGCCUCCGCCAACCCCGGCUACGGCUACGGCCAGGGGCACGGCUCUGGCUAUGGCCACGGCUACAGUCAGCCCCGCUACGUGGGUCCGCUGGCCUCCAGCGUCCCUGCCGGCAUUGGUGGCAAGAUCAUUCCUGUCUCGGACACGUACGAGGUGACUGCCGCCCGCGACCACUUCGCUCGGGCUUACAAGGAUCAACUCAACACCAUUUCUGCCAUCCGUGCCAGUCGCUACGGGAGCCCUAGCUACGGCUACGCCGCGCCAGCCUCCUAUGGAUCCGUGGGUCCCAAGCACGUGUCCCAUGCCGCCUACAGUCCUGCCGUGCACGUGUCCCACGCUGGAUACGGCGCCCCCUCCUACGGCCACGGCGGCGUGCCCACGCAGGUACGCGACACUCCCGAAGUAGAAGCCGCCAAGGCCGAUUUCUUCCGCCUCUACAACAAACAGGCCGCCGCCGCCGCCGCCGCCCCUGACAACUACGCAUAUGCAGGUUACAAACACUACUAAUACUGCAAAUAUAAAAAAAACGUCCUAAACUACUGUACUUAUAUAUGUAUGUUCCAAAUAGCAUUGUAAAAUGAAAAGAAAUGCUCCGAACAGCAUAAUUGUAUGUCUGCAAUGAAAAUAAAUAUUCCAAGCAA
Messenger RNA from Eriocheir sinensis (Chinese mitten crab), 739 nucleotides. RefSeq names its product cuticle protein CP1876-like. Bases 51 to 605 code for a protein of 184 amino acids. Lineage: Eukaryota; Metazoa; Arthropoda; Malacostraca; Decapoda; Varunidae. The transcript is spliced from 2 exons. The record is from RefSeq and is a predicted model, not a curated record.